AUGACAGGUUACAUGUUCGGCAAAGGUGUCUAUUUUGCUGAUAUGGCUUCGAGGAGUGCAAAUUACUGUUUGCCGAAAAGAGAAACACCUGAAGGAUUAAUGCUUUUAUGUGAAGUUGCUCUCGGUAAUACGUAUGAUUGUUAUAAAACGACAAAUCUUUCAGCAGAAACAUUGCCAGCUGGUACACAAUCGACCAAAGGUUGUGGGCAAACAAUUCCUGAUCCAAAACAACAUUUUUAUACAGAUGAUGGAGUUCUCAUUUCAAUGGGUCGUGGUGUUACCGCAAAAAUUCCACAUAGUUCACUAUUGUACAAUGAAUACAUUGUCUAUAAUACCGAACAGAUCAAGAUCAAAUAUCUUCUACGUAUUGAGUUUAACUACAAAGAUUGA
Molecule: messenger RNA, 390 nt
Organism: Rotaria sordida
Lineage: Eukaryota; Metazoa; Rotifera; Eurotatoria; Philodinida; Philodinidae
Source: the annotation of a GenBank genome assembly